Messenger RNA from Strigops habroptila (Kakapo), 3261 nucleotides. RefSeq names its product sodium voltage-gated channel beta subunit 4 (gene SCN4B). Gene Ontology annotation, biological process: cardiac muscle cell action potential involved in contraction; regulation of sodium ion transmembrane transporter activity; regulation of ventricular cardiac muscle cell membrane repolarization. Gene Ontology annotation, molecular function: transmembrane transporter binding; sodium channel regulator activity. Lineage: Eukaryota; Metazoa; Chordata; Aves; Psittaciformes; Psittacidae. The coding region runs from base 17 to 694 and encodes 225 amino acids. The record is from RefSeq and is a predicted model, not a curated record. Gene Ontology annotation, cellular component: membrane; voltage-gated sodium channel complex. The transcript is spliced from 5 exons.
GGACCGCGCCGCAGCCAUGGCCCGGGGCUCGCCCGCCGCCCGCCGCCGCCCCGCGCCGCGCCUGCUGGCAGCGCUCCUGGGUUUGCACGUCUUCGCCCUCGCCUUCGCCUUGGAGGUGUCGGUGGGGAAGACCAACACUGUGAUGGCUCUGAAUAACUCCAAUGUCCUGCUGCCCUGCACCUUCACCACCUGCAUAGGCUUUCAGGACCUGGUCUUCACAUGGUAUUUCAACUCGACAGAGAUGAUUUACCACGGCAAGAUAAAGAACAAAGCCUCGGAGCCCUUCCUCGUGGGGCGCAACCCACGGGUCGAGUUUGUUGGCUCGACAACCAAGAAGGACAACAAUAUCUCCAUUCUCCUGAAGAACGUGGACUUCAGCGAUGCUGGGAAAUACACGUGCCAUGUCAGGAACCCCAAGGAGAAGAACGCACAGCACAACGCCACCAUCUUCCUCACGGUGGUCCAGAAAAUGGUGGAGGCAGACAACACUGUGACGCUCAUCAUCGUCGGCGUUGUGGGGGGCCUCAUCGGCCUCCUCAUCCUUUUCAUGCUCAUCAAGAAGGUUGUCCUGUUCAUCAUCAAGAAGACCCAGGAUGGGAAGAAGGAAUGCCUCGUGAGCUCGUCGGGGAACGACAACACGGAGAACGGCUUGGCUGGCUCCAAGGCGGAACAAAAAGCACCACCAAAGGCAUGAAGCAGCGGCACCCCGCGCCCCAGCCCGCCCAGCAGCGGGGAGAGGGGCAGGGGGACAAGCCUUUCCCUUUUGUUUUCUUUCCAAACUGCCAAUGCUUGAGACAUGUUUCUAUUACACACGUGCCUGCAACCUGCACUGCUUCUCGGAAAAGACUUCGGCUGCCAUGGGGACUGGGAGCUUCUUGUGGACUCGGACUGGGAUGCUGCCGGGACAGAGGGAGCUGCCUGCUCUGCUAUGAGUGAAGGCAAGAGGGUGCUGGGCAGGCAGGGAAGGGGCUGGGGAGUACCGUGGGGUGCUGUGCUGCUUGUGCUGCGCUCCCGGGGUGGUGGAUGGUGACCAGGGGUCCCGGCAUGCCUGGGGUUAGAGGCUGCGAGGAGCUUGGGGUGUCUUUGUGUGACUGGCAAUGCUGAGCUGGGGCAGGCAGGAGCUGCCAGCCUCGUGCAGAGUGUGUCUGGAGCAGAGCAAGGAUGCACAAAACUCGCCAUAGAGGUAGAGGCUCCUGCCUUUGCCGCAUUUCAUGUGGGUCCGGCACAGGAGGAAGGGAGGAAGCAGGGCUGUUGCGACGGGGCUUGGCUUCAGCUCUCGUAAGCACACCUGAGAACCAAAUCAGUGACUGUCAGGGCUGUCAUCUCUUCCCCACAGGGGCUGGGUGCCGUGCUCCCACGGGACAGGCUGGUUCCUCCUGUGGCAGGGCUGUGGGGACCAGCGGCCGGGGCUGGCCAUGUCCUGGGGUCACUGCUGGCUGCAGUGGGGUGAAGCUCCACGUUUCAUACCCUGUGCAGGGCCAUACCCCAGGGGCAGUGGGGGCCUUCUCGGCAUGUUCCCUGGGUUUAUGCUGCUGCUCUUGCUCCUCCUCCCCUUUUUAAAGCCCAGCACUCAGCACACUCAGAGCAGUGAUGCUGUUGAUGCUGCCUUGCCAAGGCUUAACUUGUUACGCAGAGAUUUUUUUUAUAUUAAACUCCAGUGGGAAAACAGCUGAUUGCGUUUCCCAUCACCCAAGGAAAACUGUGGCACUCCAUCUGCGAUGCAGGGAGGGAGCACAGUGGAGCCCUGGCGAGGGGAGCCAUGCUAGGGCUGUGCCAGCCUGCUCCCGGGCCUGCUACCGGCCCGCUGGGUGACCUUGGGCAAGUCGCUCUGCCUCUCCAUGCCUCAGUUUCCCCAUCUGUAAAAUGGGGAUAAUAACACUGCUCUACCUCACAGGGGUGGUUGUGAGGCUUCCUUGGCUAUCAUUUGUAAAGUGCUUUGAGAUCCUCGCGUGCGGGGUGCCACAGAAAGCCAGAGGGGUGUCUGCAGUGGGGAUUUGGGCAAACCAGACCCCUUCCUAAGGGCUGCAGCGGGAUGUGAGACAUGAAGAAAAUGAGCUGCUCCUACAGCUGAAGCUGGCAAUGUGCUUUACAAUGCGAUUUGUUCCCUAUUUCUCUUUUAUUUGUGGGUGUCUGUUGGUGAAGCUGCAGGACAGGCAGCUCCCCCAUCCCCACUUGAUAUUGGGAAUCACAGCCGAGCCAUGACUCCCCCGGCUGCAGGGGCUCGCGCCCUGACAGAGGUGCCGGAGUGGAAAGUAGGUGAGGAUUUGAUGGGCAAGGCAAACAAGGUGCUACCUUCUCUGGAGACUGUUGUGGAGAGGUCAGACUUGCUUGUGGGGUGGUGGUAUAGGGAGCACCCUGCAGCCUUCGCCAUGGGGCACCCACCCGAGCGGGGCUGUGUGCUUGGGACAGGGACACAGGCACCCGGUUAGACUAGCAAGUGAGAUUCAGGUCCCUGGGAUCCUGGUCCCCUCCACGGGACCCUCAGGCAAGUCACUUGACUUCUUUGUGCUUCAGCUUCCCCAUCUGUAAACUGGGGACAGUAAAUCUGACCUACCUCACAGGAGGUGUGAGGCUCCCUGCAUGGCUUUGCAAAGUGCUCCGAGAUCCUAGGGCGAAAGGCACUCUGUAAAUGCAAAGUAUUGUUAACAUACCAUUGUCGUGCAUGAGAGUCUGGGCAGGAAGGCUGAGACCUCCCAGCUGCCCCAAGAGCACCCCAGCCCAUCUUUGGAGGAGACCUUCUGUGGGAGAGGACACUGAAGGGAGGAAAGGACUUUUUUAAAGAACUAUUUUUAGCUGUCCCAACCUGUUGGCCUUUUUUAGAUGGUAUCUGGACGCAGUUCCACUUACCACAGGAUAUGCAAUGCUGUACUAUGCAUGGAUUACUCCUCUGGCUUGAUGGAAACAGUCAACAUAAGCAGUUUUUGACACGUAACUCUAUAUGCAUAUGUGUGCGGGUGCUGUUCACAGUGCGGGGGGCUCCGGGCUGCUUUGGGUGCCAGCUCCUGUGGGGUCCCUGCUGUCACAAGGGCUUUGGGGGGGUCUGCAGAGGCUUUCUGGGGUGUAUGGGGGAGAGGGCCCUGCUGGAGGUGUGUGCUGCAACAGACACGUGUGUGUAUCAGCAUAUACAAAUACAUGCAGGAGAUGCCUGUGAAUAAACACAGGGUGCGUACGACAUGCUGUGUGGUGACAGCACAUUUUUGCACUGUAGAGGUUUAGUUAGCUUUGCCUUGAAUGAAAUAAACUUUAUGUUUAAUAGAGAAA